CACAAGACUAGGUAAUGUGUGUGGCCACCACGGAAAGCCAUACAUCUGUGGGGCUUGCUGGGCUCUGGGCUGUAGAUGGUGUCCCAGUCCUCUCCUGGAGCCUAGACCAGCAUGUGGCCGUUUGCUAGAGUGAGCCACACCCCACCCCGGCUUUGUGGGAUUUGGGUCUGGCGGUUGGGGCCGUUGCCCUCGUGCUGCUCGUGUAUCGUGUGCCGUCAUGGCAGGAUGAGCUCCCAGGGAGGGUAGCCAGUCAGGUCCCGGGGACCUGAUCCGUGUGGUGCUACGCGGUCAGGCUCCGGGUUCUGCCGGGGACUCGGUGCUCCUGACCCGACCAUGAAAGCUGCCAACGCCACCAUCGACUGUAGAUCGGGUCUUAUGCACAAAGAGUAACCUCUGUAAUUCUGCGUCACACACGCCGAUAUCCUUCAGUAUUGUCAGCAUGAAACUGUAAGUCCUCAGGAAAGAGGAAAGGAGCCCCUGACUGGCUGUUCCACCUGAGGACUUGCUCCAACAUAUCGUAGGAAGGAGAUGUUUACUUGAUGAACAAGGAGUUUGAUUUUUUCCUUUCUUUAUUUUUCCACCAGGCCUGUCACUGAGUUUCUGCUGGUAAAAUCGCCUCGACGCCUGGGCCCAAUCGGCACGCGCUCAUUAUCAAUCUCCCUCCUCCUUAUGGAAGGGUCGUCCGGUUGCUCAGAGAGAGUGAUGUCAUAUAUAUGCUGGAGUGUAUAUAUGGGAUGAUGUCUAAUUCUCCUCUCUCAUCACCAGGCGUCAAGGUGGUUAAGGACAGCCCUUGAUUUCAAUCACCACGGUUUCUAACGGGCUCUCUUCAUCUCACUAUUUCUUCAAACUCCUUUUCGUUCCUUUCCUGACCGCCCCUCUGAUUUAUUUGUUUCUGCCUGUAAAGAUUCAGGUUUUGCAUCGACAUCCUGUGGUUUUGACUCUCGACCUCUUGGACGAUCAGCCUGAGGAGGAUACAAGGAAUCGGAUCCUCACCUUCCCUGAAAAGGAUGGAUCCAGAUGCUGAUUAUUUGGGAUGAAUCUAGAAUGUUGAAAUUUUAGAAUCUUGUAUUUCCUGGAUGAGCACGGCACGGCUACAAUGAAGUUGAAGAUGGUGACCAAGAAGCCAAACCCGUUGGUUAACUUCAAUGUGAUCUUUGAAGUGUGCAAGACGGCCUUAUCCCUCUGAAUGUGCUGGGAUCUGUUAUAAGCUGAAAGACAAAUUUGGUUCGUAAGUCCUUAAAUAUAACCGCAAAUUGCAAAAUGAGUGUUAACAAUGUGGGUGAGCAAAGGAAGAUGGAAUUUAGACUUGAAGCCUGCAAUAGCAAGAGAGUCUCAUUGCUGAUAGGAGAUCGAAAUGGCAAUAAGGUCCUCUGUAAUACAGAGUCUCUUCCAGAUUCCUUUAGAAGCAUCAGUAGUUUGAGCAGUGGGAGUACAGGUAGUCCUGAUGUUGAGAUGAUUGAGUGUGACCUGAGCAUGGUGCCGCAUGCAGAGGACUUUGCUGAUGGCAAUGUGUUUCAGAGCGAUGGCUUCAAUUCCACUGUGCUAAAGAAACCUGGAAGGCUUUGUGACAAAGUGGAAUUACCUGAUUCGGAAUCUGCUGGCUGCAGCAUGUCUUCACAGGAGUCCAUGGAAAAUUCACCCCAAAACCAUCUCGGGAUGGAAUUGGAUACAUGGAAUGAUAAUCUUGCCCUUGAGACGUCGGGCUUUCAGGAAUAUAGCAGUGGCCAGAAUAAGUACAACGUAGACGUGUGUAUAAGGUGCACAGGUUACUCUUUGGGCCGACGAAUUUCUGAAACUGACGAAGAAUGGCUAGAGGACGCUCCUGAAACCGAAAACCCAGGGUGUGCCAACGAGGAGGAAAACAUCUCUGUGGGAACAGGACAGAGUUCCCUGGAUGAUCCGAGUUCUGGUGAGCUGUUAGUGAGGAGAAGCAGCUUCGAUGCAAGUGGCUCCGACAAGCCUUCUAGUCUGUCUGUGGUGGAAGAGUCGAGCAGCUCUUGCAGUGUCCCUGCUGACUUGGGCAGGCUGUCGAGCGUGAUGCCAGACAUUUGUGGAGGUUCUCUGGAGGGGAGACGUGUGGUCAGAGACGGCAUGGACGUUGGAAAUUGCACUGUGGAAGCAGUCAAGGAAUGCACUGGAGAAUCUUUAAGCACAGACAAUGGUCUGCCCCUUGAAAAGUGUUUUAGCAGUUUCCCACGUGAGAUGGAAGGGACUGAAGGAAGGGUUUCUCAUGCAUCUUUCAGUCCAAGUAGCUGUAUGAACUUGAGAGAGCCGCGUGUGGAACGUAUGUCAACAAAUGAUGUAAGAGGCUUGAAUGCUUUAUUUGGCCAAGACUGCACAGCACAGGAGACCUGUGGAGAGACGGGUGUUGAUGCCGCAGAUCGUGGCUCAGUUUGGGCGAGUGCGGUUGAGGUGAAGGGUCCUGAACAGUUGCAAAGUAUAUUGCUUCCUCCCAAAGGAGACUCGGCAGCGGAGAGCAAGACGUUUCUGGUUAUUAGUUCUGAGGAUUCGGAUUGCAAUUGCAGCGUGCAGACCUCUACUCCUCAGCCGGAUUCCCGGAAUGUAACUUUCUGCGUCCAUUCGUUCGACAAUGACGUUUCUGAGCAGCCGUCGGACAUCCGCGAAGGUGAUCUCGGGAGCCCGGCUCAUCGGAUCGUUCAGCAGCGGCCUCCCUCGCCAAAAGAGCCCACAAGAACAAAGCCGUCUGCACUGGUGGCAAGCAAAAAUGCCAAAGCCGAGAUUAAGAAGUUUCCUAAGCCCGACUUUAAGAAUAUAAAGCCUAAAGUUGUUUCGAGACCAGUCACUUUGUCAAAGACCUCAAGUUCCGCACGAGCAAAGGCUUCUCCGCGGCCCGCUGUGGCCAGCAGAGGCCCUCCCUCUCUCUCCCCUCCCAGGGACGUGCCGCAAACGGGACAGAAGAACUCUGGGUCGGGAUCUUGGAAAAGUCGGAAUAAGGUGGUUCUUCCCUCCGCUGCUCCGGGCAGACCACCCGCUAGCGCUUCAAACGAAAUGUCCACUAGGGUCCAGAAAACGUCCUCCAGCUGUGUCCAGAAGACGGCGGACAGAGACGGCUGUGCCAACUCCUCCAGCUCGCCGACCUCUGACCCUGCGGUCGGCGGCGGCACCGCCAAACACCCGUCUAAGCAGGGCAGCCAGAACAAACCCGCUGCGUCUUCGCCGAAAUCUUCGCCUCGGAAGGAGCGCACGGGAUGCGGCUUGCUGUCGUCCGUCGUGCCCGAGGCAGCGCAGAAUCGCAUUUCGCCGGAAUCGCCCCCAGACGACGUACGAGAGAGAUCUGCAGUAAGUACGUCGGCGGCCCCAGACGCCAGCAGGACCAGACUUGGACAGAAGCCAUACCCUAGUAAACCGAGAGGCGCUCCGUCUUCUCUGGCUCCAGCUGCGAACCUCCGACUGCCGCCUCCUGCAUCGAAGCCGAAGCUGGGAGCUUCAGGCCGAGAUGGCAGUGCCCCGGGAAACGCGUCUCCCUCCAGGACCAAACCGCUGUCAGCACCUGGUGCUCAGAAAAUGCGGGUGGCGGACAGGACGCCUGCUACAAGACAACCCAUGAACCCGGGCUCCGGUUCAGCUCGGUCCGCAGCGGCGUCCAAACUGCCCGUGAAGCCGCAGGCGCUGCGGAGGACAUCGAGCGUCUCCUCGGUAGCCAGCUCGCUCAGUGAGCCCAGCACUGCCACAGGCAACGGCAGGGCCGCGCCUCCCGUCGGCUGCAAACAGGAGCACAAGCCUUCCCAGUCUGCGGCAUCGGCUGGGCCCCACAGUGCUGCGCGGACCCCCUUAGGAAGACCCCCCGGGGGACGACACAGGACCCCCUUGGUUGCCGCCAGGACCCCAGCAGCAGGAAGCAAGACCUCAGCCUUUCAAGCUCAAAACCCUCCAAGAGCCACUUCGACAAGUCAAACGCCCAAGUCAUCUUCCAAUGUUUCCAGUAGACAAGUACGUCCCACAGUGGACCGGGCCCGGCAGAAGAGCCCCCGGGACCGGCCCGCCCAGGCCGCCGGCCCGCCCGACCCGCUGCCCGCGGAGUCGCGGGCGCUGGGGGUCGCGCACUACCGGACGCAGUGCGAGAGGAGCGGCGAGCGCGCCGAGCGCCUGAGGGCCCUGCUGGCCGCGAGCGACUCCAGGUUCGAGGCCGUGGCGCUGGUGGUGCAGCACGUCCUGGCGCAGCGCGAAGAAGCCCUGAAGCAGCGUAAGGAAUUAUCACAGGAGCUCGUCAACCUGAGGUCAGAACUGGUCGGCACCGCCAGCUCGUGCGAGCGGCUCGAGAGGGAGCGGGAUGAACUCCGGGGGGCGUACGAGGCGCUGCUACAGCGGCUGCAGGAGCAGCACCGGGCCGAGCUGGCGGAGCUGGAGGAGCGCCUCCGGGGCUUCUACGCGGCCGAGUGGGAGAAGGUGCACGAGGCCUACCAGCGGGAGGCCGACAAGAUCAAGGCGCAGAUGCAGCAGCAGGUUGAUGAAUUAGGCUCAAAGCAUGAAUCUUUGAGGAAAGAACUGGAGACCAGGCACUCCGAGAAGAUUGAGCUCCUGAAACAGCAUUAUGAAACCUCUAUAGAAGACCUCAAGAUAUCUCAGGACUUGGAAAAGCAAUCUCUCAACAAAUCAUUUCAAGAUACUGAAUCCUCACUAUGUGAGCAGAUUCAUGAAUUAACAGCUGCAAAUGACUCUUUAAAUGAGAAGCUAAAAGCUGAAGAAGAAAGGAGGAGAGCUUUAAUGGACAAGAAUCAGAGGGACUCCCACACUCUGUAUUUGGAGCAGGAGCUGGAAAGUCUGAAAGUGGUUUUGGAUAUCAAGACUGAGCAGCUACACCAACAGGAUAAAAAGCUUAUCCAAAUGGAAAAACUGAUGGAACGAAACAUCAAACUGGAGGAAGGGUUGAACAGGGUCCAGCAAGAAAACGAAGACCUGAAAGCGAGGAUGGAUAAACAUGCAGCGUUGUCGAGGCAGCUCUCGACGGAACAGGCCGUUCUGCAGGAGUCCCUGGAGAAGGAGUCGAAGGUGAACAAGCGGCUGUCGAUGGAGAACGAGGAGCUGCUCUGGAAGCUGCACAACGGGGACCUGAGCAGUCCGCGCCGGCUGUCGCCCUCCUCCCCCUCCGGGGUGUUCCAGUCUCCCAGGAACUCCGGCGCCUUUUCCAGCCCCCCCGUGUCGCCAAGAUAACGCCCCAGCCGGGCUUCCUGGGAGCCCCUGAAACAUGUGGACAGUGUUAUUCAUGAGAAACAAGCUAUAUUAGCCAUGUGUGAUCAUGACCCGUGAACUGGAGAAGAACAGAUCCGAAAUGGAUAUCCUUUCUGCUGAUUCUUGAGAAGAAGAGUGAUAUAAAGACUUUAUAAAGACAACGUUGCACAGAAGCACUUACGAGCAAGAGCAGUCUUGUUCUUUUGCCUUUUUGUCUGAUGUGGGGGGGGGGAGGAAGGGAAAUCUCAGGGCCUGUAGAUAAUUUCUCAGUGUUUGUCACUCAGUUUCCUUGUGUUCACAGAAGAGACGUUUCUGAGCAGGUUGGUGUGCGGUGUGAGUGAAAUUGGUUUUAGCACUUUGGAUACACAUUGUGUAAGGCUGCCAUCAGUGAGUUUAGUUACAACAAAUGAGCAAGUUUCCGAAAUAUGUGAACUGUAAGAUUUCCAUAAAAUAUAUUUCCAUUCUAACAUAAAAAUGCAAAACCACGUUACACGUUAGAUUUUCAGUUUGAAACAUUUCUCCUUUGCAGCCUUUUGCAUAGCUAUGUUUUGUUGUAUACCUAUAUGACCAUGACUGUUAGCUAUGUUUUGUAUCCGAAUUAUGACAUUUAAAUGCAUACUGACCACAAAAGUUUUAUUGCAGUCCAUGCCUAUUAAGAAAUACACGUAUUACAAAAUGCUUUUUGUUUUAAAAAAGUGACUUUUUAAUUCCGGCAAAGACCUGUAUCAAAUCGAAGUCCCUGCCUCCCCGUGUGAUGGCAGACAAAGAGGAUUUCAUCCAAAGGUCUCCCUUUUGUGACACCAAAAAUUGAAUCUUUCAGUAUUAACUUCUGCUUUGCUUUUUAUACACGUCAGCAUGAUUUUGUUGCUUUCAGGCCACUUUUAAGUCAGGGUUCAGCAGUUUAUUUGGAGAGCUCUUACAUUUUGCACAAAUUGUGAGGACGGGCUAUCUUGUCAAGUGUAGCAUUAGUUUAAUGGCAAAAGGUAGCAUUUGUCUCUGAUGUAAAGAACGGUGCCAUUUUAACCUUUAUUGCUACAUAACCCAUUCCUUUGUGAAGCAAAUAUUGUCGAGAGUUAGGAUUUCCAUGUAGUUGCAUUAUUUUCACAUAAAUAAACUAAGACUUAAACUUGUAGUGCACUGCCUAGACUUUAAACAUUAGCAUAUUUAAAUUGCAUAUUAUCCCAUUAAUACUAUUUUAAUGGUUGCUUUAACUCAAAAGGGCCACUCCAGAGUUCAGUUCAGUAAUUCAUAAUCCCAUAUCCACCUCUUGAGGAUUGAGCACUGUUCUAAAACUGAGCAAUUUGCAGCCUCAGGUGCAGAAUUUUCCCCAUCUCGUGCCACCAGUAUGCAUUUCACUCCAGAAUGUUAGCUUUUUUUUGGGGGGGUAGAUACGGUAAGAAUUGGAUUUUCUGAAUCGGAUUGGGGCCGACGGGGAACACUGUGGAUACAUACCCCAGCAUCUCCCUAUCCGAUCGUGUCGAACAAUAGAAACUCAUCGAGUGUUACAUCAACUUGAGUUUUGUUUCCAUUUCUGGAGGGUUGCUACUCCAUAUGGGUCCCCCAGCUGUGCAGGUACAGUUAAAGCUUGCUGAAGAUGAAGCCAAAGGCUCACUUUUGCCGGUCAGUAUACAUUAAAAUCCAUGUGUGUCACCUUCACUGUGUUAGACGUGUGAACCCUGGGUCUGCUGAGCGCUGUAUGACCACAGGAUCUAAAAACGGUCUCUGAGCGCACUAGAUGAAAGGGAUUAUUUUUGCCGAUCAUGGGACCAAUAAAAACAUUCUUUGUGUGUUUUGAAGACCACAGGAGCACCUCACUGUAGCUGCGAACACUCACUGAGGGGUGUCCGGAGAAGCUUGCUUUCAGAAUUCUUUUGUUCUUGUCAAAAUUUUAACCCGAUUUGCAAUGAUAUCACUAGAGUUUAUCGAAAAGCUUACCUUAACGCGUGCGUUCAGGUUUAAAAAAAGGAAAGGUUUCUGAAUAGGUGACAGAAAGGUAACUGUGUGGAUGUUGAAUUUGUUGGUGUGUAAAGUAGGAACUGUUGAAAAUAUGCAAUUAUUAAUAAAAGUCAUAACUAUAAGUAUAAAAAGAUCAUUCGGAAUUU
Molecule: messenger RNA, 7292 nt
Organism: Lepisosteus oculatus (spotted gar)
Lineage: Eukaryota; Metazoa; Chordata; Actinopteri; Semionotiformes; Lepisosteidae
Source: RefSeq, a predicted model, not a curated record